Molecule: messenger RNA, 912 nt
Organism: Orycteropus afer afer
Lineage: Eukaryota; Metazoa; Chordata; Mammalia; Tubulidentata; Orycteropodidae
Product: olfactory receptor 8S1-like
Exons: 1
Coding region: 1-912 (303 amino acids)
Biological process (GO): G protein-coupled receptor signaling pathway
Cellular component (GO): membrane
Molecular function (GO): olfactory receptor activity; G protein-coupled receptor activity
Source: RefSeq, a predicted model, not a curated record
AUGAACAAUCUCACUGUCUUCUCCAAGUUCAUCCUCCUCGGGCUGUCUGCCGACCCCCAUGUUCAGGCUCUGCUCUUCAUGCUCUUCCUGGUGAUUUACCUCCUGACCUUGAUGGGGAACCUGAUGAUGAUCCUGGUGAUCAGAACUGAUCCUCACCUCCACACUCCUAUGUACUUCUUCCUCGGACAUCUUUCCUUCCUAGACAUCUGCUUUUCUUCAGUCACCAUUCCCAAAAUGCUACAAAACUUCUCAUCUCAGAAGAAAAGCAUCUCGGUGUGGGGCUGCAUCACCCAGAGCUUCUUUUUCAUUCUUACUGCAAGCACUGAGAGCUGCUUGAUCUCUGCCAUGGCCUAUGACCGCUAUGCUGCCAUCUGCCACCCUCUGCUGUACACUGUGAUCAUGAACAGCCCUCUCUGCAUUGCAAUGGUCAGCACUGCAUGGGUGAUAGGGUUUCUGAACUCACUAGUGAAUAAUCUUUUCAUCCACAAGUUACAUUUUUGUGGCUCCAAUAUCAUCUCCCACUUCAGCUGUGAGCUGCCUUCACUGCUCCCACUCUCCUGCACUGAUCCCACUGCCAACGAGUUGCUUCUGUCUGGGUCAGGUGUAUUUAUGGGGCUGCUGACACUUCCCCUGAUCCUCUUCUCUUACUCCAGAAUCAUCUCUGCCAUCCUGAGCAUUCACUCCUCUGCAGGCCAAGGCAAAGCCUUCUCCACCUGUUCCUCACACCUCACCGUGGUGCUCUUGUUCUAUGGGACAGGUCUAUUCAGGUACAUCAGCCCUCCCUCGGGUUCACUGUUGGAGCAAGUGGUCUCCAUUCAGUACAGUGUGCUCACCUCUUUGCUGAACCCCUUCAUCUACAGCCUCAAGAACCAGGAGGUGAAAGCAGCUCUACAGAGGAUGAUGAAGAAGUAA